Molecule: messenger RNA, 468 nt
Organism: Didymodactylos carnosus
Lineage: Eukaryota; Metazoa; Rotifera; Eurotatoria; Philodinida; Philodinidae
Source: the annotation of a GenBank genome assembly
AUGUUGUCUGACCUGCUUGGAUUUGGAUCGUACUGUCCUGAUGGUGAGACUCAAAUCUCAUGUCCUCCAGGCAGUUAUACUGACCUCUAUGAACAAUUUGCUUGUCGUCGAUGCCAUUGGGGUUGGUACCAAAUCCAAGCAGGUCAGACAACAUGUCUCCGUUGUGGUUUAGGGCAGUUCUGUCCAAACGCUACCCAACUGCCACAAUCCUGUCCUGCAGGAACCUACUCUGACCUCUACGGACAAGUUAAAUGUCGUCCUUGUCCAAAAGGUUACUACAAUAUUCAGCCGGGUGCAACCUAUUGUACAAAGUGCUUUCUGGAUGUUGAAUGUUCCAAUUCGACAGUGUCACCAAAACCGUGUGCUACUGGUUAUUAUAACCCACUUUAUGCACAGACACAGUGUCGUCGUUUUCCAGCUGGUAACAGAACAAUUCAUAUACCGGGAUGUUUAAAUGUCAAUGGUUAA